AUGAUUAUGUGUGCCAACGUUAGUAGAACUCACAAAAUUCCCUCACUGAUUAUUGACACAGCUAAGAAAGCACGGUGUUUCGGUAAAGCUCAUCAGUUACCAAUCACCUACAAGGGACAGAAAAGUGCCUGGAUGGAUCGAGGACUCAUCAAGAAAUGGAACACAGAAGUCUUCUUUCCAGAAUUGCAAGCAAAACAUGGUUCAGAGGAAAAUUGUCUCCUGUUGCUGGAUAACGCGGGCUCACAGGCUUCUGCUGAAGAAUUAAAUAGCAUCAGCCAAUUACGUCAUGCAAUGGAUCUUCCGCCGAAUGUCACUGCUCUUAUUCGAAGAAUGAAUCAAGGAGUGAUUGAAAAAACCAAGAGAAUUUUACGUAAAAACAUGUUGAGACGCCUAUUGUUGGAUAAUGAUACAGCCAGCCUGAAUACAUUCUUCAAAAAUAGGACUAUUUUGGAUGCUUGA
This is a messenger RNA of Diachasma alloeum, 459 nucleotides long. Its product is annotated as tigger transposable element-derived protein 2-like. Lineage: Eukaryota; Metazoa; Arthropoda; Insecta; Hymenoptera; Braconidae. Gene Ontology annotation, molecular function: nucleic acid binding. The transcript has a single exon. Bases 1 to 459 code for a protein of 152 amino acids. The record is from RefSeq and is a predicted model, not a curated record.